Messenger RNA from Fomitopsis serialis, 1556 nucleotides. RefSeq names its product voltage-dependent anion channel-domain-containing protein. Gene Ontology annotation, biological process: sulfite transmembrane transport; transmembrane transport. Gene Ontology annotation, molecular function: sulfite transmembrane transporter activity. The transcript has 6 exons. The record is from RefSeq and is a predicted model, not a curated record. NCBI's taxonomy places the organism in Eukaryota, Fungi, Basidiomycota, Agaricomycetes, Polyporales, Fomitopsidaceae. Bases 201 to 1556 code for a protein of 451 amino acids. Gene Ontology annotation, cellular component: plasma membrane.
GGCCAUUCUUUGCUCAUGGCCGUGCGAGAAGAUGUGCAUGCAUUUUUCAGCCCGUGCUUCGCUGAAUCGUCACUCGGCGCGGCCUCAAUACCACUAUAAAGUUGCUGCUCGCCACAGUCCAGCCGCACCCUAGCAUCGACGGACUUCCUCAUACGCUAUUGUGUAAUUGGCAAGUCUCUCGAACAUCGCCUCUCGCCCUGAUGUCAUCUUGCCAAACAUCUCAUCCAGGACCAACGCCUCUGCUUCUCCCUCGAAAACUUUGGAAGACAUGGCCAGACCGCAUUCGACAUUUUACACCGAUAUGGUUCGCAGUAGUCAUGGGCACUGGUGCCGUGUCAGCCCUGCUGAACAACUUCCCGUAUGGGCAAGACAAUGACAACUUCAGGAUCGCUGGCUGUGUCUGGUUCAUUCUCAAUCUUGCCAUAUUCAUCUUCGCAUGUGUGUGUUCUCUGCUACGAUAUAUCAUGUAUCCAGAGAUGUUCUGGCUGAUGCUCGGCCACACGUCACAAAGUCUUUACAUCGGCUGCUUCCCCAUGGGUAUCACGACAUUAAUCAACUCUGCCCUGGCACUGAACCAGAACUGGGGAUUUGGAGGCAAGGGCUUCUUGUAUGUGUUAUGGGGCUGCUGGUGGAUUGACUCUGCCAUCUCCUAUCUCAUCGCAUUCGGAAUGCUUUACACAAUGACCGUCCGGCAUGAGCACUCGCUCUCGAAUAUGGCGGCCGUAUGGCUUCUGCCCGUGGUCACUCUAGUCGUCGCGUCGUCUACAGGUGGUCUACUGGCGGCUGCUCUCACCCCGCACUCCCAUACACUCGCAUUGGUCUCGACAGCCUUCUCCUUCGUUAUGGUUGCGAUGGGGGUCUCCUUCGCCCUCAUGAUGAUCACGAUCUACCUCCUCCGCCUCAUAGUCCACAGCGUGCCUGACCCAGGCUUGAUCCUCUCCGCGUUCAUCGUCCUCGGUCCGCUCGGACAGGGCGGCUUCUCCCUGCUCAUCAACGGCACGAACAUCUCCGAGCUCCUCCCGCUGCACAUUGGCCCGGAGUUCCCGGAUUCCGCGCUCGCAGGCCAGAUGAUUUUCGCAGUGUGUUUCUGCGCGGCGUACGCGCUGUGGGCCAUCGGCAUCGCAUGGAUAGUCGUUGCGGUGUGCUCGAUCUACCAUGUUGUCGUGGUGCGCCGGACCAGAAUCUCAUUCAACAUGGGUUACUGGGGCAUGAUUUUCCCGAAUGGCGUCUUUGCGAUGCUGACCAUCGAGCUGUCAAGGGUACUGCAGAGCCCUUUCUUCAGGAUCAUCGGUUCACUCUGGUCCGCGCUGACGUUCCUCAUCUGGGGCUAUGUCUUUCUGCGGAGCAUCCCGCCCUUCAUCGACGGCUCACUCUUCAUGGCGCCCUGUCUCCCGGACGGUCGGACGCGCCAGCAGCUGCUUCCCACCUCACAGAUACACUUGCACGCCCCUCAAGCGCCCUGCUCCCCGGACAUUGUCCCACACUCCCCUCCGCACGGCGAGAAGCUCUACGUGUCUCAUCCUUCCGCGAAGUCUUCCGCGCGUGAAUAUCCAUAA